UGCACCAAAGGUGAGAUGUAUUGUGACGCCACAAUGGAGUUCACGCGUCAUUAGUUACAUCACCUACGUGAUUGAGACGUAACCAAGGACCCAGAAAAUAAAAACCGGAGGAGUCCACCCCGACUCUGCCAUUAAAGAAUUUAACGCGAUAGAAGAGCACGUCUCUCGAUUUUUCCAGUUUUCCCUUUUCUUAACAAGACACCUGAAAGAACAACAACAAUGAUAAGCUGUGAAGAUUACAGAAUGAAGGAAGAUCCAGUCCAAUGUCAAGCAUGCAACUCUCAUUUAAAAGAAGUGCAGAAUUUGAAAGCUCAGUUGAAGUGGACUGAAAAUGAGCUACAGGCCACACAGGUCCAGCUGAAGAAGGCUGAGAAUGAGCUUGCAGCAAAGGAGCAGAGCUUGAACAAAAUGCAUGCUCAGUGCGAGGCUCUGGAAAAGAAGAAUAAGGAGCAAAGUCAGAAUCUUAAAACUGCUGUUCAGGGUACAGACAAUUAUCGUAUUAAGAUGGAGAACCUCAAGAAAGAGCAUGCACAGGAAAUUGCACAACACAAGAGAGAUUACUUUAACUUGGAAGCACUUUCUGUGAAUGAGAAAGAAGCAUUAAACAACUUGAUUGAAAAGUUGAAAAAGGAACAAUUAAAGGUUUCUCUUGACAGCCAGAUUCUAGAAAAAGAAUACAAAAAAGAAAAAAAAAGACGUCAGCUGGCUGAGAAAGCACCUGAGACCCAUGUUCAGAUUAGUCCUGGCAGCCAGAUUCUAGAAAAAGAAUAUGAAGAAGAAAAAAAAAGACGACAGCUGGCUGAGAAAGAACUUGAGCAAGAAAAAAAAAGAUGCCAGUUGGCUGAGAAAGAGAUUGAAAAAGAAAAAAAAAGAUGUCAUUUGGCUGGGAAAGAGGUGGAGACAUAUGCUCAGCAAGUAUCUCAGCAGAGGAAAUUCUUGAAGUUUGUGGCAGAGAAGUAUGCCACGAAGAGUCACCAAGAUGCAGAAGAGCGUGAAAAAUUUCAAAAAAAGUUGUGUGUCCUGCAGAAGGAAACAGAAAAAUGUGAACGAAAAUUUGAAGUUCUACAGUACAGUAAUGUAAAGGUCUUCCAAGCAAUGAAACAGGAAUGCACGACAGAAGCAACAAACGAAGACACAAAGAAGGAAGCAGAAAUAGAAGAAGAACAUAAAGCACCAGAAGCAAAAGAUAAACAUGAAAUGAUCGUCUGCCAUCAUUGCACUAUAAAUAUGUUCUGCUUUGACGGGCAUAAGAAGAAACAAAAAUAUGAAAACGGUUGCUUUUACGAGAUUUUUAAACGGAUCAAAAAGAACAUUUUUAGACAAAAGGACACUUAAAAUGUUGCAUUCACAAGAUGAUACAAAGUCAUCUGAGUAAUAUAUAAUGUAUGACAUGAAUUAUGUGACAUUGUAAUAGAAAGCCAGGACUCAAUUCUUAAGCAGCUAUUCAUUAACGACUAAACGAGGAUUGGGAUGAAGUACCUCUUCAUAAAAGCAGUAAUAAUUCCAAAAACAAGAAGUAACAACAAGGCUAGAUGUAAGACAAUUGAAUAUACAAUCCAAAAACGAAGCACUUUCACAUCUUGAGAUGGAGACUUCGUUAUACUUCAAUGUAACAUAAAUAAAGCUCCUAAUUAAUAUAACAAAACUAAAAAACACCAUCAAUCAUUCAAAUAGAAUCAGCAAAUUGGCUUGCAUAUCUGAUUAAGGAUUAAAAUACCUAUAAUGUCUGAACAAGACAUCACAGAAAUAUCUUAAGUGUACAUAAAUAUAAUGUCAGAACAUACAAAACCUAAAAGUGUGCAUAGAAGUGAAAAACAAAUAUAAUAAAUUCAUAUAUUAAUUCUGGAACCCCCCACCUAAAAAUAUAAAAAUUAAUAUGAAACAUUCGCACAAAAUAAUCACAUAUAAAAAUCAGUAA
Molecule: messenger RNA, 1918 nt
Organism: Protopterus annectens (West African lungfish)
Lineage: Eukaryota; Metazoa; Chordata; Ceratodontiformes; Protopteridae
Product: stress response protein NST1-like
Exons: 8
Coding region: 220-1335 (371 amino acids)
Source: RefSeq, a predicted model, not a curated record